This is a messenger RNA of Cuculus canorus (common cuckoo), 1243 nucleotides long. It is a transcript of the gene TRNP1, whose product is annotated as TMF1 regulated nuclear protein 1. Gene Ontology annotation, biological process: regulation of cell population proliferation. Gene Ontology annotation, cellular component: nucleus. NCBI's taxonomy places the organism in Eukaryota, Metazoa, Chordata, Aves, Cuculiformes, Cuculidae. The coding region runs from base 8 to 526 and encodes 172 amino acids. Gene Ontology annotation, molecular function: DNA binding. The transcript has a single exon. The record is from RefSeq and is a predicted model, not a curated record.
CAUCCCGAUGGCGACGGCGGCGGUUCGGGAGGUUUGCGGCGAGCAGCGCCCGGAGCGCGGCGAUCGCAGCGGCGCGACCCCCGCGCCCAGCGGCGGCGGCACCGGCACCGGCAGCACCACCACCACCGACCCCGGUACCCGCGGCCGCGCCGGGUCGUUGGAGCUGGCGGCGGCGCGGCGGCGGCUGGUGGCGGCCGAGGGGCGGCGGCGGGCGGCGGCCGAGCUGGAGGGGCGGGUGCUGCAGGUGCACUACGCGCUGCGGCACGCCGAGCUGCGCCUGGCCGCCCGCGCCGAGGCUCUGAGCCGCCUCGGGGCCGGCGUGGCGCAGGCUCAGCUGGCGCUGGCGGCGCACACUCAGCGCCUGCAGAAGGGGCUGCGCCGCCGGCCGCGCCCCCGCCCCGCCGCGCUCCUCGCCGCCGCCCGAGCGCUCCGCAGCUGCGUACCCUGCGCCCCCGCCCGCGCCCGCAACGGCGGCGGAGCGCCCGCAGCCAGGCGCCUGCCCGCGGCCCCGCGCAGCCCCGCGUAAGGGAGAGCGGGCGCUGCGCGGAUUGCGGACGCUGCGCGGAUUGCGGGCGUUGCGAUUCCCCCGCUCCGCGUAGCCCCGCAUAGGGGAGAACGGCGGCUACGUAGAUUGCGACCCCUCCCCGCCUAUGGGGAGGAACGGGGGCUACGCAGCUAGCGUACCCUGCGACCCUGCUCCGCGCAGCCCUGCCUAGGGGGGAACGGGGGGUCCGCGGUUUGCGUACCCGGCGACCCCCGCCCUGCUUAGGGGAUAACAAGGACUACGUAGCUUGCGUACCCUGCAACCCCCAUCCCACCCCGCCUAGGGGGGAACGGGGACUACCACUCCCCAGCGCAGCUCCGCAUAGAGGGGGGGAACGAGGCUACGCAGGUUGCGUAUGCUGCGUCCGUGCCUAGGGGGUAAUGGGGGCUCCGCGGCUUGCGUACCCUGAAACCCCGCUUCUCGCAGGCCCGCCUAGGGGAGAACGGGGCUAAGCGGAUUGCGUACCCUGCGACCCCCUCCCCGCCUAUGGGAAGGAACGGGGGCUACGCAGCUAGCGUACCCUGCGCUUCCCCCCACGGGAAAACGGAGCUGGGGAGGCUGAGGGGGUGGGGGGACUCAUUGGGUGUGGAGCCCUGGUGAACCUGAAGUGUCGAGACCCUGCAGGGUUUGGGGGUCCCGAGGACUUUAUGAGGUUGGGGGGACACAGCAGGGUCUGGGGGUUCCCAAGGACCCUGCAGG